AUGAUGUCAGAAGUACCUCAAGAAGUGAUAAACAGAGAUCGUUUUAUUUCCGAGUUCGAUGCGAAACCAUGGGAUCCGAAGAGAAGAGAAAAAUGUUUCAUUUAUGAGAAAGAAAUCACUGACGUUCAAGACAUUACUAGCGACUUAUCGGAAGGAUUCGAUUUGGAGAGAGAUGAUGGAUUACUGGCAACUAUCUUAGUCUACAUCGGAAGUAUCUAUCCAACAGCUGGGCGUAUCACAGACAAAUGCAGAGCUCAAAAUCGAUGA
This is a messenger RNA of Caenorhabditis remanei, 267 nucleotides long. RefSeq lists its product as uncharacterized. Bases 1 to 267 code for a protein of 88 amino acids. The transcript has 3 exons. The record is from RefSeq and is a predicted model, not a curated record. NCBI's taxonomy places the organism in Eukaryota, Metazoa, Nematoda, Chromadorea, Rhabditida, Rhabditidae.